AUGUCGAGAGUAUCCUAUAAAGUUAUUCACCGACAUGGCUUCUAUAAAUCAAAACAUCAGUUUUACUCGAACAGUGAUGCGACCUUUCAACUGCCACGGCUUUUAUUAUUAUCAGGAGAUAUAUCUACAAAUCCAGGACCUAUCAAUGGCACACAAGCAAAUGGAACUGAGAAUUUAGAUCAUCUCAAUUUCAAGCUCGAAGGAAAGGGACUUAAAAUAUGUCACCUGAAUGUACGAUCUCUUCCCCGCCAUCUUGACGAGAUACAAACACUGAUACGGGUGAACAAUUUUGACCUAUUUCUCAUGUGUGAAUCCUGGCUUAACGAUACUUGGCUAGACAGUGCUAUUAACAUUGAUGGCUAUGAAAUAUAUCGAUGUGAUAGAACAAGGGGACAGAAAGGAGGUGGUGUAGCAAUAUUUAUUAAGAAUAACCUCAUUUGUAAAAGAAUUUCCCUGGACAAUAAUGCAGAGGACAUAGAACAACAUUCUGCUGGGCCAAAAACGGCAUUUGUUGUUUUAUACCGUCCUCCGAACUCCCCUGUUAGACUGUAUAAUAGCAUUGCAAACUUGAUCGAGGCUGCAUCAAGCCAGUACAAUGAAGUUGUGGUCGCCAGUGACUUUAACAUUGACCUGUUUAAAAACACUGAUGACAGAUUAUCUAAGGCAUGA
This is a messenger RNA of Paramuricea clavata, 669 nucleotides long. The record is from the annotation of a GenBank genome assembly. Lineage: Eukaryota; Metazoa; Cnidaria; Anthozoa; Malacalcyonacea; Plexauridae.